Messenger RNA from Mycotypha africana, 3484 nucleotides. RefSeq names its product DNA polymerase family B-domain-containing protein. Gene Ontology annotation, molecular function: nucleotide binding; DNA binding; 3'-5'-DNA exonuclease activity. The record is from RefSeq and is a predicted model, not a curated record. Gene Ontology annotation, cellular component: delta DNA polymerase complex. NCBI's taxonomy places the organism in Eukaryota, Fungi, Mucoromycota, Mucoromycetes, Mucorales, Mycotyphaceae. The transcript is spliced from 8 exons. The coding region runs from base 94 to 3327 and encodes 1077 amino acids. Gene Ontology annotation, biological process: DNA replication proofreading; nucleotide-excision repair, DNA gap filling; base-excision repair, gap-filling.
CCGCAGAUGUGUCAAUCAUUUUGGGCCUUUUUUCACUAUAAAAUUUUCUCGCUCCAUUCUUUCGUCUUUUAUAAACCUACACUAUAAACGAUCAUGGACGAUUCUCAACCCAACGAUAUUAAAAUCGCUUCUCAACCAUUUGAACCGGGCACGGCUAUCAAAAAGAGAAAGAUCGCUCAAAACACUUUGCUUAACAACAAAAGUAAGGAGAUCAGCGGAACAAAUGUUCCUUCAGCAUUUGAAGAAGAGUUAAAAAAGAUUAAUGACAGUAUGGACGUCGAUAUUAAAAUUGAGAAUACAGAAGCCGUUUGGAAACGUGCCGCUGCACCCUUACUAAACCUAAAAUCAGAUAAAAUUGUAUUUCAGCAAAUUGAAGUCGAUGAUUACUUUGAUUGGAAUGUUAAGGAACCUGUCAUUCGAAUGUACGGUGUCACUGCGGAAGGAAAUAGUGUGCUCUGCCAUGUCCGAGGCUUUUUCCCAUAUUUUUACUUCCCUGCCCCAAUAGGUUUUCAACGCUCACAUUUGCCAGCACUUCAGAAAGCAUUGAUUGCUAGCGUUGGUAAAGGAGAUGUCGUGCACAAUGUCGAAAUUGCAAUGAAACAAAGCAUUUAUGGAUACCACGGAGACAUCAAAUCACCAUACAUUAAAGUAAUAACGCGUGACUCUCGAGAUAUAUCUAAAUGCAAAAACGCCGUAGAGAAUGGGUUCCGUAUUGAGGGAUUAGAUCGUCCUUGCCAGUCUGACACAACAUUUGAAAGCAAUUUGGGAUAUGUACUUCGAUUCAUGAUCGAUUGUAAAGUGACAGGUUCUAACUGGAUCGAAAUACCUGCGGGAACCUACGAGCUAUUUCAGAACAAGACAUCCACGGCUCAGUAUGAAAUACAAACAAAAUACAAUCAGUUUAUUAGUCAUGCUCCUGAAGGAGAAUGGUCACACAUGGCACCGCUUAGAAUUUUGAGUUUCGAUAUAGAAUGUGCUGGUAGAAAGGGUGUCUUCCCUGAGCCCUCCAUCGAUCCUGUUAUCCAAAUUGCGUCUAUUGUUCAAAAUCACGGCCAAACGAAACCGUUUAUUCGCAACGUCUUCACUCUAAACAGCUGUGCUCAUAUUGUUGGCUCCCAAGUACUCAGUUUUGACGAUGAAGCAGAACUCUUGAGAAAGUGGAGCGAAUUUUUCCUUGAUGUUGACCCGGAUGUAGUUAUUGGCUAUAAUACUACUAAUUUCGAUAUUCCCUAUUUAUUAGACCGUGCGAAACAUCUUGGGGUCAACAGUUUUCCUUUCCUCGGCAGAAUCAAAAACAUUAGAACGGAAGCAAAAGACUCCAGAUUCUCGUCGAAAGCAUACGGUACACUUGAAAGUAAAUCUAUCAACAUGGAAGGUCGUUUGCAGUUAGAUGUGCUUCAAGCCAUUCGCCGUGAUUACAAACUACGCUCCUACACCUUGAAUGCGGUUUCUGCUGAAUUCCUAAAAGAGCAAAAAGAAGAUGUACAUCACUCUAUUAUUACAGAACUUCAGAACGGAAAUCCAGAUACGCGUCGUCGUCUUGCUGUUUAUUGUCUGAAGGAUGCUUUCCUACCAAUGAGAUUAAUGGAUAAACUCAUGUUAUUGGUUAAUUACACCGAAAUGGCAAGAGUAACUGGUGUGCCUUUCAAUUAUAUUUUGGUGCGUGGUCAACAAAUCAAAGUUAUCUCACAAUUGUACCGUCGUGCACUAGAAGAAGAUCUUGUGAUUCCUGUCAUCAAAUCUGAAAUAACAGAAGAACAAUAUGAAGGUGCUACUGUCAUUGAGCCCGAAAGAGGGUAUUAUGACGUCCCCAUUGCCACGCUUGAUUUCACUUCUUUGUAUCCGUCUAUUAUGCAAGCUCAUAAUCUCUGUUAUACGACUCUGCUGAAACCCGACAUGGUGCGCAAACUAAACAUGGUAAAAGAUGUUGAUUACAUCAUAACUCCCAACAAUGAUAUGUUUGUCACAGUUGCUCGUCGAAAAGGUCUUCUUCCCCAGAUUUUAGCAGAUCUCUUAGCGGCUCGUAAAAAAGCUAAGAAUGACUUGAAGAAAGAAACCGACCCUUUCAAGCGUGCUGUUUUAGAUGGUCGUCAAUUAGCCUUGAAGGUCAGUGCUAACUCUGUUUAUGGUUUUACAGGCGCCACGAUUGGAAAACUGCCUUGUUUGCAAAUUUCCUCUAGCGUUACUGCUUAUGGUCGUGAGAUGAUCUUGAAAACAAAAGAAACGGUUGAGCAAACAUUUACCAAGGCAAAUGGCUACGAGCAUGAUGCUAAGGUUAUUUAUGGUGAUACUGAUUCUGUCAUGAUCAAAUUUGGCGUUAAUAACUUGAAAGAGGCGAUGAGGUUGGGUAGAGAAGGGGCAGAGCUUGUGACCAAGGAAUUUAUACGACCUAUCAAUUUGGAUUUCGAAAAGGUAUAUUUUCCUUAUUUGUUAAUCAACAAGAAGCGAUAUGCCGGGUUGUAUUGGACAAGAGAGGAUAAAUUCGAUAAAUUAGACGCUAAAGGUAUCGAAACUGUGCGUCGCGAUAAUUGUCGACUCGUAUCAAAUGUUAUCUCCAACUGUCUCGAUAAACUUUUGAUUGAAAGAGAUGUGGAAGGCGCCCAAGUUUAUGUAAAGCAGACAAUUGCAGAUUUACUACAAAAUAAGGUCGAUCUCUCUCAACUCGUCAUCACAAAAGCGCUAUCGAAAACAGACUAUGAGAAUAAACAAGCACAUGUAGAGUUAGCAAAGCGCAUGAAAGAGCGUGAUGCAGGUUCAGCGCCAGCUUUGGGAGACCGUGUUGCUUACGUUAUUAUCAAAGCCAGUAAAAAUACACCAGCAUACAAGUGUUCAGAAGAUCCGUUAUAUGUUCUCGACAACAAUAUUCCCAUUGAUACCAAAUAUUAUUUAGAAAACCAGUUGUCGAAACCGCUAUUACGUAUCUUCGAACCUAUUUUAGGCGAUAAAGCUCAAACGCUAUUAAAAGGUGACCAUACGCGUACAGUUAAUAUUGCUUCGCCAACCGUUGGCGGUUUAAUGAAAUUUACAGUGAAAACCGCAACUUGCUUGGGAUGUAAAUCACCUUUACCGAAGGGAGAUAAUUCAGCCACUUGUAAACGAUGUAUGGAUCGUUUGCCUGAAUUAUAUCAACAUCAGGUAGAAGUUGUGAAGGAUCUAGAAGUAAAAUACUCUCGGGUAUGGACACAGUGUCAGCGUUGUCAAGAAUCUCUACAUCAGGAAGUAAUCUGUUCCAAUAAUGAUUGUCCUAUCUUCUACAUGCGCAAGAAAGUUCAAAAAGAUAUGGAUGAAGCGAUGGAGAAACUAGAAAGAUUCAAUUAUGACUGGUGAUAAUUUAUAAUUAACUAACUUAUAACAAAUGUAUAUACAAUUCAGUCAUCAUCUCCUCUUCUCAAAAAGUCAUUUAAAUGUUUUUCAUUAUUCUAAUUAUCAGAAAUCUCUCUAUAAUAUAUCUUGAUUUUGACGAAAUUGUUAAGUCCGUCCAUUU